CGAGAGAGAGACAGAGAGAGCUCAAGGAAACGAUACCCCAAAACACGCUCGACAAAACGCGUGGAAACCGGUACAGCGGCCAUAAAGUGCGAACACAGGCGCUAUGACUCAAACAAAUCCCUCAAUCGCCGCUGCCACCAGCCCAACCUACCCUCAACACCAGCAGUAUUCUCCCUAUACACCGCAACACGAUAUGGGUCAUCAUGCCGGGUAUCCUGGGACACCUAGUCCGUAUAUGAAUGGACGACCGGAAUGGGGUGGACAAUAUCCUCCUGGUCCUCAUCAGAUCAGUCCUUACGGACAACAUCCUGCGUCAUCGGCGCCAACUACACCCGCCAUGGUAUACGCUCCCGGACACCCCGGUGGCCACCCGUUGUCAACCGUCUAUUCAUUCGUGCCGAUACCAGGCGCGCAACAGCACAAACGCCCGCGUAGACGCUACGAAGAGAUUGAACGCAUGUACAAGUGUGGCUGGAACGGCUGCGAGAAGGCGUACGGAACGUUAAAUCACUUGAACGCGCAUGUAACGAUGCAGUCGCAUGGCGCGAAGCGCACUCCUGAAGGUACGUUUUUCGACUCAAUAUAAUGCUGGUCAAAGAUGGUUCGUCUUGGCGCGCGGACUGUUUUGUUAUGGCCCAAAGCGGUGUCGCGACAUACUAUAUUGAUGGUUCGCCCGACUUUGCGGACGCUAGCCAUGAACCAUCUGUCAACCCAUGUCCCAGCUAGUUUGAUGCACGAUUCAAACAACGCUACUGCUACUGAAACCAGCACUCGAUGUUAAAGUCAACAGCAUCGCGUAUCCAAAUCGUCGUGUACUCCCCAUUGCCGUUUUUGCUAACGAUUAUUAGAGUUCAAAGAGAUUCGCAAAGAAUGGAAGGCAAAGAAGAAGGAGGAAGAGCAGCAACGCAAGGCUGAGGAUGAACGUGCCCGC
This is a messenger RNA of Pseudovirgaria hyperparasitica, 931 nucleotides long. RefSeq lists its product as uncharacterized. The transcript has 3 exons. The record is from RefSeq and is a predicted model, not a curated record. Gene Ontology annotation, biological process: regulation of DNA-templated transcription. Lineage: Eukaryota; Fungi; Ascomycota; Dothideomycetes; Acrospermales; Acrospermaceae. Bases 104 to 586 code for a protein of 160 amino acids.